This is a messenger RNA of Candidozyma auris, 441 nucleotides long. RefSeq names its product mitochondrial 54S ribosomal protein MRP49. The transcript has a single exon. Lineage: Eukaryota; Fungi; Ascomycota; Pichiomycetes; Serinales; Metschnikowiaceae. Bases 1 to 441 code for a protein of 146 amino acids. The record is from RefSeq and is a predicted model, not a curated record.
AUGUCGAGCAAGAUGUUCCAAAGGUUGCCCAAGUCUUCUUUGUCCAAGCAAAUAUCAAGGCUUAAUAUAAUUGCGGGUACGCCGAACACUGCCUUCAAGUUCGGAAGCGACGUCAAGAAGAUCGAACUCGUUCUUCUAGAGAAGAAUGUCAUGGGACCAGCCAUUGGAUUAAAAAAAUUUUGGCGAGUUCAUUUGCCAACAUUGAAGUUUCACAAUGAUGACGUGGAAUUUUUUUGUACAAGAGUCCUGGCUAACAGCAAAGAGGAAAUAAGAAAGGUUCCUGCAAAGGUCAUCAUUCACGACUCGUCAAAUAACACAUCUGAAUUUGAUUGUGCAUCACUCGAUAAAGACAGAAUCCUCAAGAAGUUGGUGAGGAUUACAGGAGCUACACCGAUCCCUCAGUCAGAGAUCCCACACAUUCAACAUCCUAAUGUAGCAUGA